Messenger RNA from Lactuca saligna, 960 nucleotides. Lineage: Eukaryota; Viridiplantae; Streptophyta; Magnoliopsida; Asterales; Asteraceae. The record is from the annotation of a GenBank genome assembly.
AUGUUCAUCUCCAGCAACAAAAAAACCACAGUAUUUUUACUUCUCUUUGCUUCCCUCCUUCUAACUUCUCACAUCCAUGGAACUCAUCUUCCAGAUUCCGACAUCAUCAAAUCCUCGUGUGCCACCACAUUAUACCCUGACAUAUGCUAUUCCACCCUCUCCACAACCAAAAACCCUGCAACUAACAAGGAUGUAAUCCAACAUGCAAUCAAUAAAACAAAAGAGAUAAUCCAAGGAAACUUCAACAGCAUAAAGAAGCUCACAGCCACUGGCAAUCUCACUAAUCGCGGCAAGUUGGCUCUCCAUGACUGCCUAGAGAUGGUAUCCGGAACUUUAGAAGAUCUCGACAGGGUGAUCAGCGAACUCAAGGAGUAUCCAACCAAGAAAUCCCUAAGACAACAUGCCGACGACCUCAAAACCCUCAUGAGCACCGCCAUCACCAACAAGGAAGCCUGCUUGGACGGCCUCUCCUAUGAUGCAGACUGCCGGAGACUGCGCGAAUCAAUCAUUGAAGGUCAGGAUUUGGGAGGAAAGAUGUGUAGCAAUGUGCUGGGUAUGAUCACGAACAUGACGGACACAGAUAUGGCCAAUUAUAAGGCAGAUUCGAAUGCACGAAAGCUGACGGAGAAAAAGGUUGUGAAGUGGCCGGAGUGGUUGUCGAGGAGAGAUAGGAAAUUGUUACAGGUAUGGCCGAUAGGACCGACGCCAAACGCGAUUGUGUCGAAGAAUGGUAAGGGAAAGUACACAACAGUGGCGGCGGCCGUGGCAGCAGCGCCGGCGAAGAGCAAGAACAGGUACGUGAUAAAGAUAUUGGCAGGGGUGUACAGGGAGAAUGUUGAAAUUCCAAAAAACAAAACCAACAUAAUGUUUAUCGGGGAGGACAAAAAUACAACAAUUAUUACCGGGAAUAAGAGCGUCACGGGCGGAAGCACUACUUGGCUCUCCGCAACCGUAGGUUAG